Messenger RNA from Dalotia coriaria, 1450 nucleotides. RefSeq lists its product as uncharacterized. NCBI's taxonomy places the organism in Eukaryota, Metazoa, Arthropoda, Insecta, Coleoptera, Staphylinidae. The coding region runs from base 166 to 1392 and encodes 408 amino acids. The record is from RefSeq and is a predicted model, not a curated record. The transcript has a single exon.
AGCGAACGCGCAAAAGUGGGAUUGAUAUAAGUACUAAGUACGAUUCGUGCGGGGACCAUCCGCAUUCGAAAACGCAACGUAAUCGCACGCGCGUGUCAACCACUUGUUAAUCGAUCAAAAUCCAAACUAAAUUUAACUCGCUAAUACCUUAUAUCUAAGUGCAAAAUGGACGCCAUCCCAGAAUUGGAUUCUUUGAUCAAACCCAUGUUGAAUGGAGCUAAAGUCACUUCCUGCAAGACCAAAAGCCUGAUUGCAAAUGGCGAAAACUACGGAAGUAUCAUGCUAGCAGUGGAUUUAGUCCUGGACACCAAAGAGGAACUCCACCUGGUGGCGAAAAUGUGCCCCACGUCUGAAUUCAUCAAACAAAUGUUCAACAUCGGUGUCACUUUCAAGAAGGAAGUUGUGUUGUACAAAACAAUCGUGCCAACAUUACAAGACUUCCAGCGUAGGAACAAUUGCACCCCAUUCAAUUCCUACGCGAAAUGUUACGGAUCUCGUUAUAGUUUAGAUCCCAACAAGACGGAAGUGGAUGAUGGAUGUUGCCUGAUCCUUGAAAACAUCAAAGUCAAAGGUUUUGAUAUUGAGGAUCGUAUGGUAGGGUUCAAUUUGGAUUGUUCCCGGUUUUUGGUACAGGACCUGGCUAAAUUCCAUGCGGUACCAGUGGCGUUCAAGAUGCGAGAACCGGAAAACUUCAAAAAACUGAUUUAUGAGAAUAUCCGUCAACCUAACUACACCAGGGUAUCACUACCGGAAGAAGAAGCUACGAAAUUUGUUAAGGAGGUUAUUGCGCGUGCUGAACAUAUUGAACGAUACCGGAAACAUCUUGGUACAAUUGAGGAAAUGAUGAUUGGAGCUUCCAAACAGUUUUACGAACCUGAAAAUGAUGUUGUUGAGCCCUAUGCAUCAAUUGUCCACUCGGAUUACUGGACUAACAAUACCAUGAUCAAGAAAGACGCUUCCGGAAAAUGUAUUGCUAAUUGCUUCGUAGACUUCCAGAUGUUGAUCUACGCUAACCCAUUUUCCGAUUUGAUGUUUUUCUUGUAUUCAAGCGUGCAACUUCCGGUUUUGAAGGAACAUUACCAAGAGUUUAUCGAUUUGUAUUAUGAUACUUUUAUUCAAGUAUUAAAGGAUCACAAAGUGGAGGACCUGGGACAGUUUACAAAAGAGUUGUAUUUGAAGGAGAUUGACAGAUGCAUGAUAAGGUUAGAGAUGUAUCAUACUCUCUUCAUGUUGACUCCGAUUUACGCUAAGAAGGAAAAGGCGACGGAACUGAGUGAACUGGACAUGGCCGCCAUUAAUGACAGAUCCAAAAUGGACCAUGAAAAGUAUUACGCACGCUUGGAGUUCUGUCUGGAUGAUUUCGUCAAGCGUGGAUGGUUGAAGUUGGAUUAAUUUGUUUAUUAUUUAUUUAUAUUUGUCAUUUAUAAUAAAUAAACAUGAUUAUGUAUAA